This is a messenger RNA of Salvelinus sp. IW2-2015, 1956 nucleotides long. The record is from RefSeq and is a predicted model, not a curated record. NCBI's taxonomy places the organism in Eukaryota, Metazoa, Chordata, Actinopteri, Salmoniformes, Salmonidae.
GUCUUUGUUGUCGGAGGAUAAGCUGGUGUUCUGUAAUGGCCUGGUGCUGAGCAGGUUCCAGUGUCUGAGAGGUUUUGGAGAGUGGCUGGACUCCAUCAGAGACUUCUCCUCUCAUCUACAGAGUCUCAACCUGGACACAUCCGCCUUCUCCUGCCUGGCUGCCCUGGUGCUGCUCACAGAGCAGGUCCCAGGACUGAAGGACAGUAAGCGCGUUGAGGAGCUGCAGAACAAGGUGGUCUGUUGCCUUAGAGACCACCUGGGCUUUGGCCCCUCCUCCUCCUCCAAGGCCACGCCCCCUCUAAGUCGUGUGCUGGGUGUUAGGGCGGAGCUCCGCUCCCAGAGGACCCAGGGUCUGCAGAGGAUCUUCUACCUGAAGCUGGAGGACCUGGUCCCACCCCCACCUCUGAUUGACAGGUUCCUAGACACUCUGCCCUACUGAUGCUGCCUGGGCUGAUUAUGCCCACACAUACGUGUCACAUCCUGUUUAAGACACCCCCCCCCCCAGAGCACCAUGGAGCCACGCUCAGAGGAGCGAGACUCACUGAGCUACGCUGAGAGACAGCCAAUCAAAUUGCUUUUCACUCAUUAAGGACAACCAAUCAAAAAAUGCUUUUCACGCCAUAAAGACAAUUAUUCAUAUGCUUACCACUUUCUAUCUGGACCGUUUUUCUCGUGUGAUGGGAGGUUUUGAAAGGAUGACAAAAAAAUGAAAGUGACAUUUCUCUGUCCUGUUUUAGUCUGGUUAUGCCUGAAGGAGGAAAAUAAGACCCAGGUCUUUGUUCUGGACUGGUUUGGCCUGCUUCAGUCUGGUUCGGUUCAGUCUGAAGUUCAUAGCAGUCUGUCCUAGGGGAGGGGAAUGCAGUCUGUGUGAGUAACUGUGUGACGCUCUGAUGAUGUCCCAGGGAAACUGCGAAAUUGGAGGAAGGAGACAUUUAAAUUAAAAAAGGUAUCGUCAGUCAAGAUGACGUACAGCGUGAGUGACCCAGCAAUCUGUCUGUGUGUGUGUGAGAGCUUAGUCACACAACAGAGUCUCCACCAGAAGGCAUUAAAUCAGAAGAUCUAUAUAAAACACGCAACACACACAGUGAAGUGACUGCUGUUUGGCUCUGUUGUCCAAGUGCAAUUUCUUUAGUGCUAUCUUUUUUUUAAAGCAACAGCUAGAGAUGGAAAGGUUUCAUUUCAAACUCUAAAUUAUUGUAAUACUAAGACUGGCCAUGUACUGUCAGUCUGUCAGUAGCUCCGGGAGAAAGAGAGAUUGGUGAGGAGGUACUGAGCACUAACCAUUGAUGACUCAGUCUCUCAGAAUUGAACUGGCUGUAGUAGAUUUAAGAAUGAACUCUUAGGAUUAUUGGAGGAAAGAACGCAAGCAGCACUUACACCCUCAGAGGGUGACAAGCACAGACACACACCCACCCUGCUCCCCGAGAGAGGGAGCGAAGAGGCAGAGAGGAGGAGAACAGGAGAGGAGGAAAGGGGGGCUGGGAGUAGAAGGGUGCUCGAUGGAUGACUGUAAGGGGCCUGGGAGAGGUUGAAACAUUCCGCAGUCAUGCUCUUUUUAUAUGUUUGUAAUAUGGAGGCUGUGAGAGAUUGGAGGACAAUGUUACUGUCUAUGUGUUUCCGUGUAGGAGUACAGGAGCAUAUGCAUGGUGUGUUAUAAGCUGUUAUAAGCUCUUAUGAAGCUGUUAUGACAGCCUGGCCUGGUUUGUGUGUCAGACUGCGCCUGUGUGUGUGUGGUCCCCCCCACCCGGCCACCCGGCCAUCCACCAUUACACAUCACAGACUCACUCACAGGCAUCCGUUUUGAAAGAAGGAAAAAAUAAAAUUCUAUAGAUAUAUAAAUAUAUAUAUAUACAAAACUAAUAUUUUGAAGUGUUUUUAGCUUUUUCAAAUAUUGUGGUACAAGUUGUGCAUUGUUUUUUUGAAGAAGAGAAAUUAAAAGAAGUUAAAAGAAGUCUA